AUGGGCGAAGCUCUUCACGCCCUCGUUCGACGAGCGGCCGAAGAUACUGAUCCCGAUGAGGCCCCCGAGGCAGGGUCGAAGGAGAUCACUAGCUCCUGGGCGCUGUUCAUUAUGAUCAUGCUCCUCAUGUUUGCCUUGUUCACAAGCUACAUCCUACAACAGCGGAAAAUUCAAGCGGUCCACGAAACGGUGCUAUCUAUCUUUGCAGGAAUGUUCGUCGGCUUGAUCAUUCGCCUGUCACCCACGUCAAACCUCCAGGAUAGUGUCGCAUUUGAUUAUCAAUUCUUCUUCAAUCUUCUUCUUCCUCCGAUUAUUCUCGCCUCUGGAUACGAGCUGCAUCAGGCAAAUUUCUUUCGGCAUAUUGGCACCAUUUUGACCUUUGCGUUCGCCGGCACAUUCAUCUCGUCCAUUGUUCUGGGCCUCGUCUUGUUCCUCUGGACUCGCAUACCGCUGGACGGACUUAAGAUCUCGUUCCUUGAGGCACUGUCUGUGGGCGCUACACUGUCUGCGACGGAUCCAGUGACCAUUCUUGCUAUCUUCAACCUCUAUAAAGUCGAGCCCAAAUUAUACACCAUCAUUUUUGGCGAAGCGCUUCUGAAUGAUGCCAUUGCGAUUGUGCUUUUCGAGACCGCGCAAAAAUACGCAGAACACGAUGCGGGGUCUUUGACUUUCUUGAAAGUCUUUGAAGCUGCAGGACUUUUCUUGCUGGUUUUCUUUGGCAGCAUGAUGGUUGGCGUCAUUGUUGGCAUUGCCACUGCCUUGGGACUGAAGUACACCCUUGUCAGGCGAAUGCCGAAGAUUGAGAGCUGUCUGAUCGUCUUAAUCGCAUACGCAAGCUAUUUCUUCUCUAAUGGUGUUCGACUAUCCGGAAUUGUAUCUCUCUUAUUCUGUGGUAUUACAUUGAAGCAUUACGCUUACUAUAACAUGUCGCGUCGGACCCAGUUGACGACCAAGUACCUCUUCCAGGUGAUGGCGCAGCUUUCGGAGAACUUCAUUUUCAUCUAUUUGGGAUUGGACCUGUUCGUCGAAUCCAACCUCCACUUCAACCCUCUAUUUAUCCUCGUCUCGGUCUUUGGCAUCUGUCUGGCUCGCUAUCUGGCUGUCUUCCCGCUCUCCAAAGCUCUGAAUUGGUUCAUUCGGUACCGAGCCCGACGUCGAGGCCAAGAAGUUGCUGAUGAGUUGCCUUUUGCCUACCAAGCCAUGCUCUUCUGGGCUGGUCUUCGCGGUGCGGUUGGUGUGGCGCUUGCUGCUGGACUUACGGGGGUUAAUGCACCGACGCUGCGGGCCACAAUUCUCGUCGUUGUGGUGCUGACAGUGAUUAUCUUCGGAGGUACCACUGCACGCAUGCUGGAGAUCUUGGGCAUUCGAACCGGUGUCGCCGAGGAGAUUGACUCGGACGACGAGUUUGACAUCGAGGUGACUAAUAGUGGCACCUACUACAAGCGGGCGGGCACCGCGCUUGGGUACACGCCUCGGCGCAAUGACGCUGGUAUCGCACUUGAUGGGGUCUCUCACCCUUCGCGUGGUGGAAUUGACCGCGGCAAUAGCUACUCAACGGGCAACAACAGCCGUUCAAGUCCACCUCAAGGCCACACCCGAAUGUACUCGGCGGCCUAUGGGCCCAAAGACGCGCAAUCGAAACGAGACCGUUCCUCCACGGCGACUCUUCUCCACAGCGGUGCAGACACCGGUGGGGGCGGGAGCGACGAUGACCUUGGGCUCCCGUCCAACGGCAAGGGACGCGCGGGUCUCGUCGCACAUCCCGAUGAGUUUGACCUGGAUCUAGACGGCCUGUCUGAUGAUGAUCUUCCUCCGGCCGCAGGCAAUGCCUCCAGACGCCGGACCCCAUCUCAUCCCUCCACGGGUGUACACACGCCGUCUCCUAACCACGCCUCGGCCAGCGUUUCGCCCGUUCGCCAACCGCAAGGAAUCAGUGCGCGGGAAGCCUUACGAGAGCUCUGGCAAGGCGGCGCGUCUGGAGACCACACAGCCUGGUUCCGGCAGUUGGAUGAGGAUUAUAUCAAGCCGAAGCUCCUUCUUGAUCAGUCCAAUCACAAGGGUUCCGGCGCAGUCUGA
Molecule: messenger RNA, 2076 nt
Organism: Penicillium diatomitis
Lineage: Eukaryota; Fungi; Ascomycota; Eurotiomycetes; Eurotiales; Aspergillaceae
Product: bifunctional K:H/Na:H antiporter NHX1
Exons: 5
Coding region: 1-2076 (691 amino acids)
Biological process (GO): proton transmembrane transport; vacuolar acidification; sodium ion transport
Cellular component (GO): early endosome; fungal-type vacuole membrane; late endosome
Molecular function (GO): sodium:proton antiporter activity
Source: RefSeq, a predicted model, not a curated record